This is a messenger RNA of Callithrix jacchus (white-tufted-ear marmoset), 473 nucleotides long. The record is from RefSeq and is a predicted model, not a curated record. Lineage: Eukaryota; Metazoa; Chordata; Mammalia; Primates; Cebidae.
CCCGUCGAUGUCCAAAGGAAGCCAAACGUGGGCGGGCAGAGAGCUUCAUCCCAUUAGGAAUGGCAGCCCCAUCUAUGAAAGAAAGGCAGGUCUGCUGGGGAGCCCGGGAUGAGUACUGGAAGUGUUUAGAUGAGAACACAGACAAUGCUUCUCAAUGCAAGAAGUUAAGAAGCUCUUUAGAAUGGAGUUGUCCCCAACAGUGGAUAAAAUAUUUCGAUAAAAGAAGAGACUACUUAAAAUUCAAAGAAAAAUUUGAAGCGGGGGAACUCCAGUCUUCAAAAACAACUGCAAAAUCCUAGGCUGUUCAUAAAGAUUGAAAGUAUUCUUUCUGGACAUUAAAAAAAGCUCUACUGACUAUGGGACAGUAGUAGCUUGAAUCAUAGUGAACAUCAACUUAUUCCCUGUAUAUGACUCUUGAUAAUUAAGAUUAUCAAGAACCAGAUCUGCAAAAAAUUGAAAUAAAAUGGUAUUUA